AACUCAGGGAAGCCGGUCUCAGGUUAACUAAGUAUCUAUGGGGCGAGAGCUCCUAGUGACCCUGAUUGGCAAGAAUACGAUAACAGCUGCGAACUGCGGUGCGAUAGAUGUGCCUGGACAGUUCAGACGCUGCAUGCGUACGUGUUCGGGAUCAAGGAGGACUCUUGGCGCGCUCGGCAGUUCUCCUUUUCGGACAAUACGGGAGCCUUUGAUGGUUUGCACUUUUCGCUGCGUAUCGACUACUUAAGCGAGUAAGUUAGCCUACUCAGCUUCGACACUUUCAUCUCUUCUAUACAUCACGUUCAUAAGCUUCCCAACAUUCUAUCGAAAAUGUCCAUCGAUCUUGACAACAUUUUAUUCUAUGUGCCUCCUGCACCAUCUGUGCCUUAUUCGGCAGUCAAGGCCACAAAUACCCAGAGCCUCAGUCCAUCUUGUCCGACCACUGAGAGAACCAAGAUACCUUUGUGUGGCGCGUUGAUCUCGGACGAUGAGACUACAAGCCACAUUGAGGAUAGGUUUACUGUGUCAUCUCAACUCCAUCUAGAGCCAACUAUCGACGACACACCCGCCCCUGAAGGCAUGGACCAUCUAUUCUCUGACUGUUGUCCUGUCUCGAGCGAUACUGGCCAUGGCCCGGCAGAGAAGUCGGUAGCAGUGGACGUUACCCAACGAGAGAACCAGCUUGAGCCGGGAGCUUGGUCUUCGAACGAUCUACCAAUCUCAUUGCCCUCUGCAGCAUCCGGCCACUCCACCUACAUGCCUGCCGUGCCUCCUAGCCCUCAAAAUGUUGAGACAACGACCAACCCGACUUUCCCCGAGACUUUAAUCGACACUACAUCGGGGGCCGGCUUUGAGCCUUCUGAUAAAGAAAGCCCUACCAACUUCACUGGGCAGCAACGACGGCCUCCAACAAGUCAAGCGGCCGGUGAUGGUUUUCUGACUUGGCUGCAACCUCAUCAAACCAUACCGGCCAAAAGUACGAAAGCCAGAGAAGCUCCGGAGUCCCCUAGCCAGAAGUCCAACCCGAUAUUAUGUCCGUCUUCGACAGAAACUGAGCCGCCAUUCUCUGCGAGACAAGAUACGCUCCACUAUACUCACCCUUCCACACGCCAACCUAUCCUGCCAGAAGAAAUACGUCAUACGACGACGAACAUCGGCGCCAGAGGAAGCGACCUAGCCUUGGACGACGCACCUGAUCCACAGAUUACAGGCGCCUCCCCGCUGCCGUCACCUCGAAUCCGUCACCGAGUCCGUAAAACACGGCUUCCUGCAGGCGCUUAUGCUGAGCCUGACUCGGAUCCCGAAUCUGGUGAUGAGGAUGGCGCUAAACGAAACAACGACGACAGAACUCGGCCAGAGCCCCCGGGCGAUGACGGUAGUUCUGGCCAACGAGGCCAGUCAAGACAUGAGCGUCGCAAAAGGGACCAUUCCCUAGAGAUUAUAGGGAAAAGCAGGGCUCUCAGACCACGAAAGGCGCCUUCAAGACCAUCUGUGGGAACACGAAUGUCUUGUGCUUCUUCUGAUGACGAACCGGGCCCCGAAGUUCUCUUUGCGCGUUAUGAUGAGUUUUCGCUCCAAAACGCAGUUCUUAAGCGAACAGUUGAGGGAUGUGUAAUUACAUACCAGUUGCAAUGGGAGCAGCCUGCAGAAAGACAACUGCAAUGUCAUUCCUCAGGCAGCCUAGGCUUGAGGCCUUCACCGGGAAAGCCAAGCUCUCCAAGGCAGCCCUCGAGACGCCGAGGUCCGUUUUCAAAGCAUGAGAAUGAGCUCCUUAUUCAAUUGAAGGGAGAAGGCCUCUCCUGGAAGGAGAUUUACAACGGGUUUUCUGCCUCCUUUCCGGGUCGCUCUCUAGGGACGUUGCAGGUUCACUUCUCUACCAAGUUGAAGAGACUGAGGACUAGCUGUUGAGACAGUAUGUAAGAGUAAUAGAAAAGAUUGUACUCGAAAUAAGAAGUAUCUCUACGAGAUCUCGGUGUCAAGGAAACAGGCCGGUGCGCUAGUCUUUACUUUGUUCAAAAUCGCCACCUCAUAUCGCUGAUGAACUAGUUAUAUUCGACAUGAUAGGAUGACACGAAGCUACACACUUGCUUCGAGAUGAGCUGACAUCU
This is a messenger RNA of Colletotrichum godetiae, 2108 nucleotides long. RefSeq lists its product as uncharacterized. The record is from RefSeq and is a predicted model, not a curated record. The transcript is spliced from 3 exons. Lineage: Eukaryota; Fungi; Ascomycota; Sordariomycetes; Glomerellales; Glomerellaceae. Bases 331 to 1908 code for a protein of 525 amino acids.